Molecule: messenger RNA, 3090 nt
Organism: Amaranthus tricolor (Joseph's coat)
Lineage: Eukaryota; Viridiplantae; Streptophyta; Magnoliopsida; Caryophyllales; Amaranthaceae
Product: scarecrow-like protein 9
Exons: 1
Coding region: 328-2514 (728 amino acids)
Biological process (GO): regulation of DNA-templated transcription
Cellular component (GO): nucleus
Molecular function (GO): DNA-binding transcription factor activity; sequence-specific DNA binding
Source: RefSeq, a predicted model, not a curated record
GAUCACUUUCAAAACUCUCUCAGCACUUAGACUUUUGAUCCAUUACCCGCGUCCUUCAAUCUAUUCUUUCUUCCAUUAUCUCCUUUCCCAUGCUUCCAUUUUUCCACUCUUUACUUCUCUACUUCAUUAUUUCUCAUCAUUUUCCCCAACCUUUGAAGUUCUUCUGAAGGAAACUGCUUAUUCUCUGCUAAGUUACUAACCAAUAGGAGUUCUUUUCUACCUAGAACUGUUUGUUAAAGGAAUUUAAUAAGUGGGUCUGAAUUCAUAUCCUCAAGUGUUUGACUUAAUUCGAAUUUGUUGCUAUUUUGUCAAUUUUUAAGCUCUGGAAUGAAUCCUAGGGUUCAAGAUUACAUUGGAAUAACAAAUGGAAACAUAUUACACUUAGUCAAUGAUAAUGUUUUUCCUGUACAUUCAAAUGGUAAUAUUUAUCUUAAUGGGUUACCCAAUUUGAGAAAUGGGUUUGUGGGUCAUAAUAGUAACACUAUCAGUAGUAGUAGAACUAGUAGAGAUGUUAAUGGAGUUAAUUCCAUCUUCCCUGAUGAUCCAAGCUUAACAAAUGUAUCCUCCAUAUCUAGUCUUUCCCAUGAAGAGAAUUUCUCAGAAGACUGUGAUUUUUCAGAUUCUGUUUUGAAAUUUAUAAAUCAGAUUCUUGUGGAAGAAGAUGUGGAGGGUAAGGGAUGUAUGCUUCAGGAAUCUUUGCAACAUCAAGCCCUUCAAGGUGCUCAAAAUUCCAAUUACCUUCCUCAGCUUGAUUCACAACCAAAGCUUUCUUACUUUUCUCCAAAUUUCAACAAUAACAACAGUAUAUUGGUUGAUCCCAAUUGGAUUUAUGAACAAGAAAACUUAUAUGGUCUUGAAUUUGAGAAUACUUUUCCUCCUUACCAACCCUUAUUGUCAUCAUCUUGCCCAAUUAGUGUAGACUAUGCCAUGGAUGUGGGCUUGAUGGGUUCUCACUCGGCUGCAAUUGGGGUCCCUGAAACGUGUCGUGGGUUCCUUUCGAUUCGCAAUGACUUGUUUGUUAGUGCUGAUGCAAAUGGGUUACCUUUGAAAUUAGGGGAUAGGUCCUUAAAUCAAGGAUUGAACCAAGAUUUAGAUGAAUUUAGGGAUGGAUGGCGUGUUAGGAAGAAUGGGUUUAGAGUAAACCUUGAUACAAAAGAAGAGAGGAGUUCAAAACAGGCUGCUAUAUAUGAAGAUUCUAAUGUGCGGUCAGAUAUGUUUGACAAGGUUCUGUUGCAUCAUGGUGGUGAUCAAAAUGAGCUUGUUGUGUCUCUUAGAACAACAUUGCGAUCAGCUGCGUUCAAUAAGACCGAAAUAAGUGAUCAGUCGAAAGGAUCGAUUGGUGGGAAGGGUCGUGGUAGGAACCGAGGUAGAAGAAAGGAACUGGUGGAUUUGAGGACACUUCUUAUAACUUGUGCACACGCUGUUGCUACUGAUGAUCGUCGGAUUGCAAAUGAAUUACUAAAGCAGAUCAGGCAGCACUCAUCUCCUCUCGGUGAUGGGAACCAGCGGUUGGCUCAUUAUUUGGCUGAUGGGCUCGAGGCUCGAUUGGCAGGGAUGGGUAGCCAGAUUUAUAAGGCGCUUACUAGCCAAAGAACGGCUGCUGCAGAUGUGUUAAAAGCUUAUUUACUCUACCUUGCAGCCUGUCCAUUCAGGAAGCUGUCGAAUUUUUUCUCGAACAAGUCGAUUGCAAAGCGAACAAGAAAAGCCGCGAAAAUUCACAUAAUUGAUUUUGGGAUUCUAUAUGGGUUUCAAUGGCCUACUUUCAUUCAAAGGCAAUCAAUGAGAGAGGGCGGACCACCAAGGAUUAAGAUUACUGGCAUUGAUUUUCCUCAACCUGGGUUUAGACCAGCUGAAAGGGUUGAGGAGACAGGGCGGCGUUUGGAGAAUUAUGCCCAUGAAUUCGGAGUUCCUUUCAAGUAUCGUGCAAUAGCAAAGAGAUGGGAUGCUAUUGUGCCAGAAGAUUUUGACAUUGAUGAGGAUGAGGUAGUUGUUGUGAAUUGUAUUUAUAGAUUGAAGAACAUGCCAGAUGAAACAGUUUGUGUGGAAAGUUCUAGAAACAUUGUUCUGAAACUGAUUAGAAAACUGAACCCGGAUUUCUUCAUCCAUGGUGUGGUGAAUGGUGCAUACAGUGCACCCUUCUUUGUGACCAGAUUUAGGGAGGCUCUUUUUCACUUCUCCGCACAGUUCGAUGUGCUCGAAACUGUGGUGCCCCGAGAGUACGAUGAGAGGAUGUUGAUUGAGAGAGAUCUUCUUGCUAGGGAGGCCCUCAAUGUCGUAGCUUGCGAAGGAUGGGAAAGGGUGGAGCGCCCAGAGACGUACAAGCAGUGGAAGAUUCGUUUGAUCAGAGCUGGUUUUACGCAGCUCCCUCUUGACUCGGAGAUUAAGGAGCGUGCUUUGACGCAGGUGCACUCGGCUUACCACAAGGAUUUUAUGACCGAUGAAGACAGUCGAUGGCUGCUUCUAGGAUGGAGAGGACGGGUUUUGUUUGCUUUGAGCAUAUGGCAACCUGCAUAAACGACUUAGCUCGAAGCAAAGUUUCGACAAAAUGCGAGUUUUGCCUCUUAGUCCCAUGUUGAUACUGUGAUUGAAGAUCUAAUGUAUCAAAGAAACUUGUGCUGUAGCUGAGCCUAUUUGCUUGUUACUUGGUAGGAUUAAGAUUAUUUGUUGUUUUUGUUCCCAGAACAACAAGCCUUUAUGUGAAGGGUGGGGCCUGAGAAGCAGCAUUUAGAGGAUCAAUUAACUGAGCAGACAGAUGCAGCUGCAGGCUGCAGCCAUCCUUAGAGACCCAAGUUGUCCAUUUACAGUUUGCAUAUCCUUUUAAUUAUGUGUCAUUGUCUAGCAUCACUCAACCUCGUUUUUUGUAUCAAGGUGGAGAUGAGCCUCAUUAUGGGAACAAUUGUGUAAAAUAUGAAAUUUAGAACUUAUUUUUGCUUAUGUUUCCUCUAUAGUUUGUAGCUGAUUUCUUGAGUAAUUGUUGGUUCAUGUAGCGGAUCUUUUUUAGGCAUUAGGCUUUAAGGUUAUUGUGUGUAGUACUCACAAAGCUUGUAUUCAUUUUUUUUUGGUGCGGAUCGAUACCUGUGUUGUCUUUCA